UGAUAAAGACCUUUUUUCCCCCUUCCCCCCUCCUCAGCAAAUUAAGCUGCAGCUAUGUCAUGUUCGGAGAAUUCUGCUUCCAGCUCGUUUUCAGUGAAGUCUUUAAUUUGCUCCAGAAGAGCUGAACCUUACUGUCCUGGGGGUUAUUUGUCCUCCAGAGCGGACCAGGGCUACGGGGUGCAGAAUUGGCAAGUUGGCCUAGCACAUCGUAAACAAGGGGAGAUGAACAGCCAGCAAGGUAUAGGUUUGGUUCCACAUCAGUACGUGCCAGGCAUGGCAGGGUGGGCAAACUCGUCACCACCCAACCACACCAGCCGACUUCAGCAGAUAAACACUUAUUCCUUCACGUCCAGCGUGAAGGAAGAAGCCAACUAUUGUUUAUUAGACGGGGAUAAGCACUCGAAGACGCACUCUGAGGUUUCAGUCUAUCCGAGGGUGGUUUCUGAAACCUGCACAAAUGACAGUGGCAGGGUUCCCAUGCCCAGCUAUUUCCGUUCAGAACCGAGCUAUUCAUCAAACAAACCGACGGAGUACAACCAGCCACAGCCAGUCACUGCUCCAUGCUCGAUUCACUCCAGUGUUUCUUUCACUUCUUCCUUCGCUACGUCGUCCUCUUCAAAACCAGGUGAAAAAGAAUUAAAAGUGAGCACCUCAAAAGAUCAGGGCCGCGGAGUCCCGGGAAAGGAUACAGGGGGAAGAGAAAGUACCUUUGUACAAGAAACAUCCUCUUUACAGUUUCCUGGCGCGGAAAAACCCCUUCCCGAGAAGGAAAUGAAAGAGAGUACAAAGGCUGAGAAUACGAUAAACUGGCUGUCGGCGAAGGGCGGAAGGAAGAAACGCUGCCCGUAUACCAAGCAACAGACACUGGAGCUAGAAAAGGAAUUCCUCUUUAACAUGUAUUUAACUCGAGAGCGCCGCCUAGAGAUCAGCCGGAGCGUGAAUCUAACCGACAGACAAGUCAAAAUCUGGUUUCAAAACCGAAGAAUGAAACUGAAAAAGAUGAGCAGAGAGCACAGAGUUCGAGAAAUAUCGGCUACUUUCCCCAUUUGA
Messenger RNA from Carcharodon carcharias (great white shark), 1050 nucleotides. RefSeq names its product homeobox B10a (gene hoxb10a). Gene Ontology annotation, molecular function: DNA-binding transcription factor activity, RNA polymerase II-specific; RNA polymerase II cis-regulatory region sequence-specific DNA binding. The record is from RefSeq and is a predicted model, not a curated record. Gene Ontology annotation, cellular component: nucleus. The coding region runs from base 55 to 1050 and encodes 331 amino acids. The transcript has 2 exons. Lineage: Eukaryota; Metazoa; Chordata; Chondrichthyes; Lamniformes; Lamnidae. Gene Ontology annotation, biological process: regulation of transcription by RNA polymerase II.